ACACAGUGGAAACAAUCAUCCCACUGAAAUGAGCAAAAUGCCUAUUCCUUUCCUGUUUCUCCACCCCUGUUUACACGUUAACGUUCAAACAGUUUUCAGGGGCAGUACAAGUUUAAGGAUGAAAACAUCAACCUUUUAAACUUUGGACAAAGAAUAACUGACGGAAGUUUUGAGGAAGGUAAACUUCGUGUCGAUUUGAAGGAAGGUGCUACUCACAUUCGUGGAUACAAUUGCACUUUUGUACAAAAACGGUGAAACGAUUUGCAUUUUUCUUCCAGUACUGCUUUUCAGGUGAUUACAUUUCCAAAGAAGAUCAUUUUAAUAUUCAUUAUUUUUUAAAACAUGGAAGGCCAGGUUAAUUGUGAAUCAUAUUUCAACCAUAAACACGUAGCCGAUUUUGAACCUCGACUUCCAACUAAGAUUGUUCUGACAAUAUUGUACAGCAUUAUUCUUGUGGCAGGAAUAAUUGGGAAUACUUUAACUAUAAAGGUCGCACAAGUUCUCCAAAAGAAAUGCUACCUUCAAAAAAGUGUUGCUGAUCACAUGAUCAGUCUCUCCUGUGCUGAUUUCCUUGUUCUGUUACUGGGAAUGCCUGUGGAAUUAUACAGUGUGAUAUGGUUUCCAUUUUCCACAUCAAGUGGAAAUGCAGCCUGCAAGAUUUAUAACUUCUUCAUCGAAGCCUGUAGCUAUGCCACAAUACUGCAUAUUGCUACUCUCAGUUUUGAACGUUACAUUGCGAUUUGUCAUCCAUUCAAGCACAGGUCUGUAUCUGGUUCAAGAACAGUGAAGCUGAUCUGCUUUGUCUGGCUGACUUCCUUUUGCAUAGCCUUGCCGCUCCUCUUUGCAAUGGGCAUAGAGGAUCCACUGGAGCCCUUUGUUGACAGAGGCCUCAAUCCACUUCGUAGAAACUGUGAUAACAGGAAAUCAAACCAUACCAUUUGCACCAACCUCAGCUCCAAAUGGGUUGUCUUCCAAGCAAGUGUUUUCAGUGCUUUUGUUCUUUAUAUUGUGACUCUCAUCUCAGUGGCAUGUAUGUGCAAAAUGAUGAUAAACACUUUACUCAGUAUGGAACGCGAGAGCAAAGAGGAUGGAUCAAAACAAAGGAAUACAAAGGUAGAAUCAGCAAGAAAACAGAGCAUUAUGUUUUUAGUGCUUAUUGUGGUUACUCUGGCUGUGUGUUGGACACCAUUGCAAAUUCGACGGAUCAUGGCAGCUUCCAAGGUCAAAUCAGACUGGACAGCUGCGUACUUCAGAGCUUUUGUAAUCCUGAUGCCUAUCUCGGAUACUCUCUUUUACCUCAGCUCAGUAUUAAAUCCACUGCUGUACAAUCUGUCCUCUAGGCAGUUCAGGGAGGUCUUUAUGCAGGUUCUGCGCUGUAAACUUUCCAUAGUGCAUCGCAACAUGCAGACGAUAAACAGAAAUUAUACCAUUCCCGAGAUUCGCACAACUCAGUCAACAAAACCCCUCCUUCCUGCUCCACUGAAAGGUGUGCGCUCACACCGGAAAGCCAGUCAGAAUCUUCCAACUUCAAUGGCAAGAGACAAGGGCUUUGAGCUUCAACCAUUGUCACAUCAGAACUGUGAUCCUAAAACAGAAUCAAAGUCAACAGAACUCAAUCUGGUUUCAAGGCCCAGGCUGUGGAACAUUAACUCUGAGCUACCACCACUGGAAAAUACCAUUGGGGUACGUUUAAAACGGCAACCAAAUGAAGUCUGUGAAACAGAGAUAUAA
This is a messenger RNA of Mobula hypostoma (lesser devil ray), 1731 nucleotides long. RefSeq names its product G protein-coupled receptor 39 (gene gpr39). The record is from RefSeq and is a predicted model, not a curated record. Gene Ontology annotation, molecular function: G protein-coupled receptor activity. Lineage: Eukaryota; Metazoa; Chordata; Chondrichthyes; Myliobatiformes; Myliobatidae. Gene Ontology annotation, cellular component: membrane. The transcript is spliced from 4 exons. The coding region runs from base 343 to 1731 and encodes 462 amino acids. Gene Ontology annotation, biological process: G protein-coupled receptor signaling pathway.